AUGUCCCCACGCCCACCGCCCCAUCUCAUUAAGGCACCAAAUCACUUUACCACGCCAUGCGCAUCCUGGGCUACGAGCACAUCCGCCGCGUCCGUCUUCGCGGCGGAGCUGACCGCGGCGUACCCGGGCGCCAGGGCGGUGCUGGUGCAGCGGGACUUUGAGAGCUGGCUCGCCAGCGUCGACACGGUCUUCAUCAGCUCCGUGCUCGACCCGCGCAGGAAGCUCCUGUACGACCUCGUCGUCCGGCCGGUGCGCAAGCUGCACUUCUACGUCUACAGGUAA
This is a messenger RNA of Diaporthe citri, 282 nucleotides long. RefSeq lists its product as uncharacterized. Lineage: Eukaryota; Fungi; Ascomycota; Sordariomycetes; Diaporthales; Diaporthaceae. The transcript is spliced from 3 exons. The record is from RefSeq and is a predicted model, not a curated record. Bases 1 to 282 code for a protein of 93 amino acids.